ACAUAUUGGGAGAGAGAGACAAACAGAAGGUUUUCAAAGGAGAGAGAGAAAGCUUCGUAUAUCUCUUGUUCUGGUCUAAAGCCAGCAGUCAUCGAUCCUCUUUCAUCCCACUUCAAACUGACAGACACACGCACUGUACGACUGCAGACGGUGGUGGCGGCGGUGAACGACAGUGUUAGAUCUGAUAACAAGUAUGGGUAGCAGAGGCGGCGGAGGGAGUAAUGGGGGAGGAUCACAAGGAAUACCAUCGGCGUCUAGGAGGAUGGUACAAAGUUUGAAGGAGAUAGUAAACGGAGUCCCGGAAGCGGAGAUCUACUCCACGCUAAAAGAUUGUAACAUGGACCCUAAUGAAGCCGUUAAUCGCCUUCUCUCCCAAGAUCCUUUUCAUGAGGUGAAGAGCAAACGAGAAAAGAAAAAAGAGUUCAAAGAUUCAACAGAACCAAGAACUCGUGGUGGUGGUGGUGGGACCUCUAACCGUGGGGGUAGAAGUGGUACAGACAGAUAUGGUGGACGUGGUGGCUCAAACCAUUUUAGCUCUUCUGAGUCUGGUGGAUUGUAUGGAAAACCAACAUAUAAGAGAGAAAAUGAGACAAGUUCUUUUGCAAGUUCAACCACAUCAGCAUCUAAAGUGGUCCCACGUAAUACAAGUUGGAAUCCUCCAAGUUUCAGUGCAUCCGAUAAUGCAUCAGUUUCAGUUUCACAGCCAUCUUCUGGCUACCAAUCUGCAUGGUCAGGUGCCCCUGGUCAAAAGUCAAUGGCUGACAUUGUCAAAAAGGGUAGGCCACAAAACAACCAACCACCACCACCACAAACCGCCAGUCACAACCAUGCUCCUCCACCUCCACCCGCAGUGUCCGACAACCAUGCUUCUUCUCCUGAUAAUGAAUGGCCCUUCAUUGAACAACCACAGCCUGUUAAUCUGCAUCCCAUUACAGAAUCCACUACAAAUUCUGAUCAAUCAAACAAGCAGUUGUUAGGGCAUGAGACCAAUGAGGUUGAGGUACAAGAUGAAAGUUCCUCAGAAGAUCAGAAUGAGGAUUAUGACAAUGAGAAUGAGAACGAGUCUCAUGAGGGUAAUUUAGACAUUUCACUAGAAGAAGAAGAAGAAGAAGAUGAUGAUGAUGCAACUGUGCCUAUAUCAUCAGUGACUGCAAAUAUACAUGAAGAAAAUCAUAUGAAUCCAGCUCCACCUCAAGAGGAUGAUGAUGAUGAUGAUGAUGAUGAUGAUGAUGUACCUUCUGUAGUCAUUCCAGAUCACCUGCAAGUCCAUACAGCUGAUUGCUCACAUUUGAGUUUCGGGAGCUUUGUAGCAAACAUGAACCAAGGGUAUUCUGGUCAUUUUACAUCUACAGCAGAUGUAGAGCCAGAGCCGGUUACCUCAUCUGUUGAGCACUCUGAAACCACAAACUUGGAGUACUAUGAAGAUAGAAGUAGAGCAGGAGGAAAUACAGAAAGUUAUGAUUUAGCUUCUGCUUCACAAACUGCAUUGAAACAAGAGGAUCAUCAUCAUCAUCAUCAUCAUCAUGAUCAUGAAGUGACACGUGGCAAUGAAUAUGGUUUCCCUCCAACAACAAACACGCAUACAUUCGAUUUCCCUCAAAGUCAAAUUUCCACUCCUUUUAUGAAUGCCAUGUCAGCAAACGGUCAUCCAAAUCCAGUAAGAGAAUCUGACCUGUCAUCAUACUCUCAGUUUUCACUUUCAGUCAGUCAAUCAAUGCCAAGUAGGUAUGCCAACUCAGCAUCCCCAAUCAACGAUCCAACCGUAUCUAUGGCCGAGGCUUUGAAGAAUGUGGGGCUGACAUCGCCAUCAUCAUCAUCAUCAUCACAACCAGCACAGCCACAACACACACCUGCUGUUCCACAGCACCUUACCAUGCACCCUUAUUCCCAACAUAACCUUCCUUUAGGAGGACAUUUCACCAACAUGAACAUGAAUAUGAAUAUGAUGAGCUAUCCUUAUUUACCCCAAAGCUACACAUACAUGCCAUCUGGAUUUCAACCUAAUACAUAUCAUCAACAGCUGGCAGCAGCCAUUCUUCCACAUUAUAAAAACAAUCUUUCUACCCAAUCUCCCACUCUUCCUUCCGGAUACGCAUCAUCUGGAAACUAUGAAGAUGUAUUAAACGCCCAUUACAAAGAACUCCAACAGAAUGAGUGGGCUCGUGGAGGUGGGUCCCGGUCAGCAGUUCCGGCCAACGCGUAUUACAGCUUACAGAGCCAGAACCAGCAACAGCCACAGCAACAGCAGCAGCCACAGCCACAGCCGCCCAGUGGGUUCCGGCAGCCGUCACAGGGAUACGGUGGGGCGGGUGUAAACUACCCGGAUUUUUUCCAAUCUCAGAUGGCGGGGGUAUCACAGGAACAGCAGUUACAGUUGCAAUUACAGUUACAGCAACAGCAACAACAGCAGAACCCUAGGGAUGGGGGUGGGUCCCAACAGAAACUUCAGUCGCAACAGCAGCUAUGGCAAAACGGAUAUUGAUUUCUGAUUACUGAUUACUGAUGAUGAUGGUUGUAUUGUAGUAGGAUUGUGGUUAGUGGACUUGGUUUUUUUUUUUUUGGGUAAUGGUUGGUUUUGGUGCUUAAGUUUUUAGUCAUUGUAACGUUUGAUGUUGAUGCCAAUGCGAGUGUCUCCCUAACCCCGUUUUUACUUCUUAUUAUAUCAAAGGAAUGUCAGAUCGGUUUCAA
Lactuca sativa (garden lettuce) is the source of this 2688-nucleotide messenger RNA. RefSeq lists its product as uncharacterized. Lineage: Eukaryota; Viridiplantae; Streptophyta; Magnoliopsida; Asterales; Asteraceae. Gene Ontology annotation, molecular function: protein binding. The record is from RefSeq and is a predicted model, not a curated record.